AUGGCGAAAUCUAAUUCGAAAUACUUCAUCAUCUUGCUGAUAAUCACAGCAAGCUUGAUAACUGGUGUGAUAAUCUGGUUGAGGAGGUGGUCAAUACCAAUUGACGACACUAUAAGAGCGGUUCAAGCGGCUUUGAACCUAGGUUCAACGAGUCUUAGCAACGGAGAAGUGGAUAAAUGCACCGCUUACCAGAACCGCGAGGACAAGUUCGCCGAGGAACAGUUUUCCGGUUGGGACAACGACUCUGACAAGCUGAGUGAGUUCGCGCUCUUUGGAGUGAAGCUCCUGGACUUUUGUGCGACCUACAAUUCGUCUUACUGGGAUAACUACCAGAAGAUUGUCACCAACAUGGUGGAAACCUUGAUAGCCAGGUUGGAGAAGGUGAACCCCAAGAAGCUGGAGUUUGAAAAAGCACCUUGGGGAGAGAACCGAUUUGCUUUCUUCGCGCAUGUCACCCGGUUCUUGGCGAUGUACGAGUACGUUGGAGAAGAGGACUAUCUAAAGUGGAAAUGUCAUGACCAGCUGAUGCUGAUGGUUCCGACGAUUGGACGGGCAAUGCGUUCUAUUGAGUUGGAGAAUGAAGAAGGAAUGAAUCUGCUUUAUCAAGCGGUUCCUAGACUCUGCUCCAACUACAUGUUCGACCGGGAGGAGUAUCAGCGGGACCUCGAUAAUCCGAACUUCAUCAAGUUGAAGAAGUUCAUGAGCUUCGAACGGGUGCUGCAGGAAAGACCUACUACUAAUGGAAUCUACCGUGAUGACUCCUGGGUGAUCAAUGGCAACGUUCCGAGCUAUAGUGCGUUGCUUAGGUUCUACAAUUAUCACGAACGAGUUUACCAAGCUCUAGGGUUCAAGACUCCGAUCAGGGAGAUUGCUAAGUCGGUGUUGGAGAAACUGAUGCAUCCGACGAUCAAGUACCAGCCACUGGGACUGGUCAACAAUCAUGGAGAAGUUUUCAAUGAUAGAUCAUACUGGGGCAUUGUCCCGUCAGCUAAUGGGGUGAACAUCAUGCCUUUCAUAGGUUUAGCGGUCUUCAAGACUGACGAGUUCCUGUUUCACAUAAGGGUUCAGCGACCUCAGUUGGCUGCUUUUGAAAUUGAAGAGUAUGUUGAUGUUAAAUUGGGUAUUGGCGCGCUUCAGAUGAGGAAGAUCUACCUAACUAAUGGGAAGUACAAUAAGAUUUUCAAGUGGAAUGAUUUAAAAUGCCAACCUGGUAUGAUGAGCUUGGUCAAUGAAGCCGAUAUAGAUUAUAGCGGGGAGCUGAAGCUUGACAAAAAUUACAAAAUCAAGUCUAUCUUCACUCGUCAGGGGGACAUUACUUCCUGCAUUGGACGCCUGGAUGACAAACUGGUAUUCUGGUACAACUAUUACUUCUUCUCACCUUAUAGGGUAUUUGUUACCGAAGUGGGGGUCGUUACCAGUAAAGGGGUUCAGACUUGCUUUCAAAUUGAUAAUACGUUCAAAAACGACCUGCAGUUUGCUUGGAAGGAUGAUGAGGCUCGGAUUUCUUGCCAAGUUACUUCUUGCAAAGAUCGCCGGCGUGAUGAUAUUUAUGCCGCUAUGACGGAAGUUACUUUUGCACGAAAUGAUAAGUUUAUCAAGUACAAGGCGAAACAUAUAACGCUUUUACAGUGGAAAAUGAUGCUCUCUAACAGUCCUGAUGAUUAUGAGGUUAAUUUAGAACCAAAAUUUUCCUUUAAGUAUAAUAAAGACAAAUACGAAGUAACUUUCGAUGAAAAAGGCAGGUACUAUGUCAGCAAAGGAACCACUGUUAUUCUGGGCGGGUCAUCGAGCAGUAACCCCAUUGACUCUUUUACGAUUCAAAUUACGCUAAAUCCUAUUUAUGGUAAAUAUAAAUUUACCAGAAAUCCAAAAACAAUGAUGUACAAUCCUGAAUUGGUUAGUUAA
Cotesia glomerata is the source of this 1905-nucleotide messenger RNA. RefSeq lists its product as uncharacterized. The record is from RefSeq and is a predicted model, not a curated record. NCBI's taxonomy places the organism in Eukaryota, Metazoa, Arthropoda, Insecta, Hymenoptera, Braconidae. The coding region runs from base 1 to 1905 and encodes 634 amino acids. The transcript has a single exon.